CUCCCGGGGGGCGGGGAGGCCCGGGCGCCGCGUUUCCGCGCAGCUCCGCCGGGUCGGAGCUGCAGGCUCGCACGCGGGUAGCCCCGGAGCCCCCCGACCGCGGGCCCCUCGCCAGCAACUUCCCCGCCCGGAGCCAGAUUUACGACCCCACCCCCGCCCCGGCUGCGCCUGGCGAUGCCAGGCCCGAGCGCCGCGCCGUAAAUGGAUCGCGGCGGGUGAGGCGGCGGCGGCGGCGGCCGGGCGGGCUCCGAGGCGGCGGGGUCGCGGUCCCCUAGGCUCCGCGCUGCGCCCGGGCGCACACGCGCGUCCUGACCGCGGGCUGCUCGCCGGCCGCGCACAGCCGCCCUCUCCCUGCCCUGCGCGCAACUGUCAGGAGAAAAACGGGCCGGCGCAUAUUGGCUCGGCGACACGCCGAGGCUCCUCCCCGAGUCUGGAUCCUUAUAUUUUGGGAGAAUUUCUUUGAACUCAGUUAGCGAGCUCGGGGAAGGAGGCAAGUUCCCACCGCCGGCUCGGCUCGGCGAGGGCUCGCCCACCUUCCCUGCAGCCGCCCUGCGUCCUCGCCGUCCUCCUCCCCCUCGGCCCGGCUGGAGGAGAACGCGCUGGCCGGCGGAGGAAAAUGCCAGCGAUCUGGAUGUAGCGCUGAAGAGAGGACGCGUGGCUAGAGGAGGCAGAGAGAUGAGGAACCCCAUUAUUUGAGAACCACCAGCCGCUCCAACCCUUCCUGCAAAUUGGUGCUAUCACUUCUGGGCUCCAUUUGCUUUUCUUCUUCCCAGCUACCCAUUAAGAAAUCUUGACUCGAGGACCAACCCCUACCAGGAGGGGGGACGCCUUCUGGGUUGGCAGACCUUUUGGAUGUAGCCUUGUGCGAACAUUUAGACCCUUUUCUCUGGAAGAGCCACCAUGAAUUCGGUAGCUGGAAAUAAAGAGAGGCUUGCGGUCUCCACCAGGGGCAAGAAAUACGGGGUAAACGAAGCGUGCUCGCCCACCAAGCCCGCUGCGCCCUUCUCGCCCGAGAGCUGGUACCGCAAGGCAUACGAGGAGUCUCGCACAGGGGGCCGGCCCACCCCCGAGGGCGCGGGUUCUGCGCUCGGCUCGUCCGGUACCCCGUCCCCGGGCUCGGGCACCUCAUCCCCGAGCUCCUUCACUGGUUCCCCUGGCCCCGCGUCUCCGGGCAUCGGUACCAGUUCUCCGGGAUCCCUGGGCGGCUCGCCGGGCUUCGGCACUGGAUCCCCGGGCUCGGGGAGCGGCGGCGGCUCCUCCCCCGGCUCGGACCGCGGCGUCUGGUGCGAGAACUGCAACGCCCGCUUGGUGGAGCUGAAGAGGCAAGCUCUCAAGCUGCUGCUGCCGGGACCCCUCCCGGGCAAGGACCCUGCUUUCUCUGCGGUGAUUCACGACAAACUCCAGGUCCCUAAUACCAUCAGGAAGUCAUGGAAUGACCGAGACAACCGCUGUGACAUUUGUGCCACACACCUGAACCAGCUAAAGCAGGAAGCCAUCCAAAUGGUGCUCACCUUGGAGCAGGCCGCAGGCAGCGAGCACUAUGACGCCUCUCCGGGCUCACCCCCUCCAAUCUCCAGCAUUCCCACACUGGUGGGGUCCCGGCACAUGGGUGGUCUCCAGCAACCCAGGGAGUGGGCCUUUGUGCCUGCCCCCUAUGCCACCUCUACCUACACAGGCCUUGUCAACAAACACAGUGGCAAACCCAACAGCCUUGGAGUCAGCAACGGCGCAGAAAAGAAGAGUGGAUCCCCAACCCACCAGGCCAAGGUCAGCCUCCAGAUGGCCACCAGUGCCAGCAAUGGGAACAUCCUUAAUUCGGUGGCCAUUCAGGCUCACCAAUAUCUGGAUGGCACCUGGUCCCUUUCAAGAACCAAUGGGGUUACCCUGUACCCCUACCAGAUCUCCCAGCUGAUGACAGAGACGGGCAGAGAGGGACUGACAGAAUCGGCGCUGAACCGCUACAAUGCAGACAAGCCUGCAGCCGGCAGUGUCCCUGCCUCACAGGCCUCCUGUGUGGCCAGCGAGACUUCCACCGGUACCUCGGUGGCUGCUUCCUUCUUUGCACGAGCUGCCCAGAAGUUAAAUCUGUCAUCCAAGAAGAAGAAACACCGGCCUUCAACUCCAUCUGCUGCAGAGGCUCCCCUGUUUGCUACCAGCUUCAGCGGGAUCCUGCAGACCUCACCUCCCCCAGCCCCACCCUGUCUCCUCAGGGCUGUCAACAAGGUGAAGGACACUCCUGGCAUGGGCAAGGUGAAAGUCAUGCUCCGCAUCUGUUCCGCAUCAGCUCGAGAGACCUCCGAAUCCAGCUCUUUCCUGAAGGUGGACCCUCGGAAGAAGCAGGUCACCCUGUAUGACCCCCUGACGUGUGGAGGUCAGAAUGCCUUCCAGAAGAGAGGCAGCCAGGUUCCCCCCAAGAUGUUUGCCUUUGAUGCCGUUUUCCCACAAGAUGCUUCUCAGGCCGAAGUGUGUGCUGGGACGGUGGCCGAGGUAAUCCAGUCUGUGGUGAACGGGGCAGAUGGCUGUGUGUUCUGUUUUGGCCAUGCCAAGCUGGGGAAAUCCUACACCAUGAUUGGAAGGGACGACUCCAUGCAGAACCUGGGCAUCAUUCCAUGCGCUAUCUCUUGGCUGUUCAAGCUUAUCAAUGAGCGUAAAGAAAAGACGGGGGCCCGGUUCUCAGUCCGCAUCUCAGCUGUUGAGGUCUGGGGGAAAGAGGAGAACCUUCGAGACCUGCUGUCUGAGGUGGCCACGGGCAGCCUACAGGACGGACAGUCCCCAGGCGUGUACCUCUGUGAGGACCCCAUCUGUGGCACACAGCUGCAGAACCAGAGUGAGCUGCGGGCCCCCACUGCAGAGAAAGCUGCCUUCUUCCUGGAUGCUGCCAUUGCCUCGAGACGAAGCAACCAACAGGACUGUGAUGAGGAAGACCACCGUAACUCCCACAUGCUCUUCACCCUGCACAUCUACCAGUACCGGAUGGAGAAGAGUGGGAAGGGCGGAAUGUCUGGAGGUCGCAGUCGCCUACAUCUCAUUGAUCUGGGCAGCUGUGUGAAAGCGCUCAGCAAAAAUCGAGAAGGAGGCUCGGGGCUGUGCCUCUCGCUGUCUGCUCUGGGCAACGUCAUCCUGGCUCUUGUCAAUGGCAGUAAACACAUCCCAUACAAGGAGAGCAAGCUCACCAUGCUUCUGAGGGAGUCUCUGGGGAAUGUGAACUGUCGCACCACCAUGAUCGCGCACAUCUCGGCUGCAGCUGGCAGCUAUGCGGAGACCCUGUCCACCAUCCAGAUCGCAUCAAGAGUCUUGCGGAUGAAGAAGAAGAAGACUAAGUACACGUCAAGCUCCUCUGGGGGAGAAAGCUCCUGCGAGGAGGGCAGGAUGCGCAGGCCUACCCAGCUGAGACCCUUCCAUGCCCGGGCUUCGGUGGAUCCUGAGUUCCCUCUUGCUCCGCUGUCCAGUGACCCUGACUACUCCUCCAGCAGCGAGCAGUCCUGUGACACUGUCAUAUACAUCGGGCCCAACGGCACAGCCCUGUCCGACAAGGAGCUCACCGACAACGAGGGCCCCCCAGACUUUGUACCCAUCGUGCCAGCCCUGCAGAAGACCAGGGGUGACAGCCGCCCUGCGGAGGCAGCAGAGGCUGCAGCCGACAAAUCGGAGAGGGACUGUCUGAAGUGCAAUACGUUUGCCGAGCUGCAAGAAAGACUAGACUGCAUCGACGGCAGCGAAGAGCCCAACACGUUUCCCUUCCAAGAGCUGCCCAUCCAGUUCGGGCCAGAGCAGGCAGCCAGGUGUGUUUCCUUAAGCCAAGCAGCAGGGCCAGAUGCACUCUCUGAGUCUGAUAAGGAAGAUAACGCAUCAGACAAUGGCCAGCUGGGCACCGACAGGGAAAGCGGCACGGAGCUUCCGGCUCCCAAGGUGCAGCAGCAGAAUCGGUCCCCGGUGCCUACUGUGACUGGCAGCAGCAGCCCCAGCCCUGCCUCGCCUCGGAGCAUCCCAGGCAGCAGUAGCCAGCACAGUGCCUCCCAGCUCACACAGAGCCCCAGUCUCCAGAGCAGCCGGGAGAGUCUGAACUCGUGUGGCUUCGUGGAGGGCAAGCCCAGACCCAUGGGCUCCCCACGGCUGGGCAUCGCCAGUCUGUCCAAGACCUCAGAGUACAAGCCCCCCAGCUCUCCCUCCCAGAGGUGCAAAGUCUACACCCAGAAGGGGGUCCUGCCUUCCUCGGCUCCACCACCAUCCCUGAGCAAGGACUCUGGCAUGGUGUCCAGUGAGUCCUUGCUUCAGCCUGAUGUGCGUACUCCCCCAGUGGGAAUGAGUCCCCAGGUUUUGAAGAAAUCCGUGUCUGCUGGGAGUGAAGGGUUUCCCGGAACUCUGGUCGAAGAUGAGCACCAGGAAGGUCCUCCUGCAGACUCGAAGAAAGAGAUUCUGAGCACCACGAUGGUGACUGUGCAGCAGCCACUGGAGCUGAAUGGGGAGGAUGAGCUGGUAUUUACACUAGUGGAGGAGCUGACCAUCAGCGGGGUGUUAGACAGCGGCCGCCCCACCAGCAUCAUCAGCUUCAACAGUGACUGCUCCGUGCAGGCCCUGGCCUCAGGCUCUCGGCCCGUCAGCAUCAUUAGCAGCGUCAGUGAAGAUCUGGAAUGUUACUCCAGCAUGGCACCCGUCUCGGAGGUGAGCAUCACACAGUUCCUGCCGCUCCCCAAGCUGGGCCUGGACGAGAAGGCGCGGGAAGCGGGCAGCCGGCGCUCUUCCAUCAGUUCCUGGCUGAGUGAGAUGAGCGCGGGCAGUGACGGUGAGCAGUCAUGCCACAGCUUCAUAGCGCAGACAUGCUUCGGGCAUGGGGAAGCCAUGGCAGAACCCCCGGCCUCGGAGUUCGUCAACACCAUCCAGAACACCGCUGUGGUGUGCAGAGAGAAGCCCGAGGUGGGCUCUGACAAUCUGCUCAUCUUGUCCGAGAUGGGGGAAGAAUCUGUCAACAAAGCCACUCCCAUCAAAGGCUGUAAAAUCUCCACACUGGGCAAGGCCAUGGUCACCAUCUCCAACACUGCCAACCUGAGCAGCUGCGAAGGCUACAUCCCCAUGAAGACCAACAUCACCGUUUACCCCUGCAUUGCCAUGAGCCCCCGAAAUGUGCAAGAGCCCGAGUCCUCCACGGCCACCCCAAAGGCAGCCCCCAAAUCAGCCCAGUCCCAGGAAAGCAAGGACGCCAGUGUAAGAAGAGAGAUGAAAUUUGAAGACCCCUGGCUAAAACGAGAAGAAGAGGUGAAAAAGGAGAACGCUUACCCUGGGCAGGAAGGAGCUAGGUGUGAGACUGCCCCAAGCUCCCUGACGACUGAAGUUAAGUCAGAGCAGGAGCAGAGUGGCAGGCCCAGCUCAGGGGACAGGCUGAGCAACAGCAGUGGAGAGGCCUCUGCCUUUCAGGUGACUGACAACAUUAGGAGGGUUGUGGAUGGCUGUGAGAUGGCCCUGCCCGGCUCGGUGACCCAGAGUCCGCUACAUUCCAACAAAAAUCUAAAGUCAAGCAGCCUCCCGAGGGCAUUUCAGAAAGCUGACAGGCACGAGGCACUGGACAACUUCUACCAUUGCCUGGCGGACAGCAAUGGCUUCAGUGGGACGCUGGGCAUCCAGUCCUCGAAGACUACCCUGGAGAGGAAGGUAGCUUCACCCAAGCAUUGUGUCUUGGCACGGCCCAAAGGGACACCACCUCUGCCUCCUGUCCGCAAGUCUAGCUUGGACCAGAAGAACAGGGCUAGCCCUCAGCACAGCGGCGGCAGCAGCAGCACCAGCAGCCCCCUGAACCAGCCAGCUACCUUCUUGGCUUGCUUCCCUGAUGAGUCCAACAGCAAGACUAAGGAUGCCAGUAGCAGCAGUAAGCUCUUCAGCGCCAAGCUGGAGCAGCUGGCCAGCAGAACCAACUCUCUUGGCAGGACAACAGUCAGCCACUAUGAAUGCUUGUCCCUGGAAAGGGCAGAAAGCCUGUCAUCCGUGAGCUCCCGCAUGCAUGCCAGCAAAGACAGCACCAUGCCUCGCACUGGCAGGAGCCUGGGUCGCAGCGCAGGGGCCUCACCACCCAGCUGUGGCAUCACCCAGUCUGCAGGGGCCUCUCCCAAGGCCAGCCAGUCUAAGAUCUCGGCAGUAAGCAAACUCCUGCUGGCCAGUCCCAAAUCCCGCAGCCUGUCCACCUCGACCACCAAAACCCUCAGCUUCUCCACCAAGUCCCUGCCGCAGUCUGUGGGCCAGAGUUCCAACCUGCCACCCAGCGGAAAGCACAUGUCCUGGUCCACCCAGUCGCUCAGCAGAAACCGGGGCUCCGGGCUGGCUUCCAAACUGCCCCUGCGAGCCGUCAACGGGCGCAUUUCCGAGCUGCUGCAGGGCAGUGCGGGCCCGAGGGGCGCACAGCUGCGGGCAGAGGCAGAGGAGCGAGGUGGAGCUCCCACGGAGGACAAGCCUUCCGCCGCCCACUUGCUGCCCUCACCCUACAGCAAGAUCACCCCUCCCCGGAAGCCUCACCGCUGCAGCAGCGGGCAUGGUAGCGACAACAGCAGUGUGCUGAGUGGGGAGCUGCCACCUGCCAUGGGGAAGACGGCCUUGUUCUACCACAGCGGUGGCAGCAGCGGCUAUGAGAGUAUGAUGAGGGACAGCGAGGCCACCGGCAGUGCAUCCUCGGCCCAGGACUCCAUGAGUGAGAACAGCAGCUCGGUUGGAGGGAGGUGCAGGAGCCUCAAGACCCCGAAGAAGCGGUCCAAUUCAGGUUCUCAGAGGCGGAGGCUCAUUCCGGCAUUGUCCCUCGAUACCCCCUCACCUGUUAGAAAAACUGCCAGCAGCACAGGGGUCCGCUGGGUGGACGGCCCCCUGAGGAACACCCAGAGGGGCCUUGGGGAACCUUUUGAGAUUAAAGUCUAUGAAAUUGAUGAUGUGGAGCGUCUGCAGCGACGUAGAGGGGGCACCAGUAAGGAGGUCAUGUGCUUCAACGCCAAGCUAAAAAUCCUGGAGCAUCGGCAGCAGAGAAUCGCCGAGGUCCGAGCCAAGUACGAGUGGCUGAUGAAGGAGCUGGAAGCAACCAAACAGUACCUGAUGCUGGACCCCAACAAGUGGCUUCGUGAAUUUGACUUGGAACAAGUCCUGCAGCUGGAUUCUCUGGAGUACCUGGAGGCACUGGAGGGCGUGACAGAGCGCCUGGAGAGCCGUGUCAACUUCUGCAAGGCACAUCUCAUGAUGAUCACCUGCUUUGACAUCACCUCCAGGCGCCGAUAAGGACCACUGGGUUCCAAGCCAUCAGUCCCUCACUCCCUAGGACUUCAACAGGACACCACCCUCCAAGGCCCUCUGUGCUGGCAGCACUCAAGACGCAGGAUGCGGAUGAAGGUUGGUGGCAAGUCUGGAGUGAGCGAGGAGCGAAAGGCGAUGUUUCCUUUGUUCUCUGUGGGGAAGAAAGGUAAAGACACCAACAUGUGGAAGGAAGAAAUGAUGGGAAAACCCGCGGGACUGAGAAAGCACUUUGAGGAACCUGGAAGGUCUCUGUACAUUAGGGCCGCUAGCAGAGACUCUUAGCUUGGGGUUGUGAGGAAGGGGAGGGUGACGUGGGAUUGCCAUUGAAAGCAAAACACCAACAAGACGACCCAGAAUGAUGGAUUAAGUGCCUUGCAAAUCUUUAUGAUUAUCCAAACAUUUGUGUUCAUACUUUCUUGCGUCCAGAUGGUGCUAGUCAAGAAGAAAUCAACAAAACCGAAAACUCAAGCCCAGUUUUUGAAAUGUAUCUACAGCUCGUUUUCUCUUGGUUCUGACUUGCUGUUUGUUCCUAAGAAGCUGUGUUUGUAGUGAUAUUUCCUAAUCAGUAUUGCAGCUGAAUAAAUGUUAACUGUCUUUCAUGGUUAUUCUGGUAAGGCCACUCAGAACAUGGAAACUGCAUUGGCAUGAGCCAGCGUGAUUCCCAGGGAGGUUUAGAAGGGCAGGGGACAGGAGAUGUCACCUUCCGUGAGCAGCAGGUCAGCCAACAGCUCCAUGGUCACGCAUAGAAUGGGUGCACAUGAGCUUUAGUGAGGAGGAGGGAUGUCUUUAAGGGGAAGUGCAUCCAGGUGACCUGGGCCCGUGUUCUUGUUUGUUUCAUGGAUCUGUGAUCCUCAAAACAAGUUCAUGUUCCUUUCCAGUCCAAAGCCUGUGGAUGGACAUCUUGAAUGGCUUCAGUAGAUGCUGUCUAUUUGUCUUCAUGUUCUGUGGUGUUAUUUAUCCAAGGUGGAGGUUGUCUGUUGUUGAGACUCUCUUGGGCUGCUUACAUGGGUUCAGAGACUUGACAUCCAUUUUGGAAAAGGAGGCUUGGGGUUAGGGUUGCAUAGCUUUCUGUCACCGAGGGCCCUGUCCACUAGUAAGAGGUCAGCUCUCAACCUGUCCUAAAACCUCUGAAGCUCGUCCCUGAAGCUGUGGUAUCCUGAGGCAGAGAGAGGAAACACAUCCCCAAAUUCCGGAACCCUGGAUAUGCAGGGCAGGGCUAAAUGAAUGGAGAGACCGAGAUCUUGCUCCCCCCUAAAACUGAGGACUUCAUUCUCAAAUUACUCCCCUCCCACAGGAUUGUUGAACCAUGUUAGGGAUACAGGCCUGCGGCAUGGGAUGACCAGGCUUCCGCUGACCACAGGCUGCUGGAACAACCCAGCAUCCGGGGAGAAUGGAGAAUUCUCCGCUCUCCCAGAGCCGAUGCAGCCCGCCUGUGCAUAUACAUGCUCAGGGUUUGGAAAGAGGGCUCUGCAUCCCUGCCCUCCCACCAACCAACUCCUCAAUGCCAGACGCUCCCAAAGAGAAAGACUUUUGUAUUUCUAGGUCAGCCCUCGCUCUGGCCACAUGUACCCCAGCCCAGCACGGUAUGUCCCAGCAGAACUCACUGCACAGGACCUGAAGUCAUGUGAGUGCCAUGGCACCUGACCCUUUACCCAGAACAGGGCACAGAUGAGACCACCAGCAUGACUGUACUACAGGUCAGCUCUGUGGACCAAAGGUCAGUCUCAUGGGUCACAAGUCCUGCUUUGCACAUUCCUAGGAGUUGAUGCUUAAGAAAAAGGGUCCCAAGCUGCUGGUUGAAUGGUCUAAGCUCUGGAAUAGCCCAUCCGCUCUUCGUGCAUCCUACAACUUUAACAAGUAUGUCUCCUGGGGAAGCAGGGCCUCCCCAGAUCUUCCACAGCUCCUCCUCAGGGCCAUUCUGCAGGAGUCCUGGGCUCAGGGCCGACCUCAGCCUUGUAACACAUGUGUGCACGGACCUUCUUAACAACAAUGUUCUUGGAAGCUCUGGACCCGUAGGGAUGCCAAUACUACGAACAUCUGUUUUGAUUGGUGGUUUGAAAUGUACUUCUGUGUUUUGUUUUUCACAAAAGGUCUUGGUUUGGGAAAGUUUUUAAAAGUGAGCAUGUCUGGAUUUCUUUUCCCUGCACGAGAGCGAAUUCAUUUGAUUAGUAAUCUGUGAGCUUGGCUUUGGUCCCUGCUGCCUUUUCCCUUAAUCCUGAGGUCAUCAGGCCCCAGUGAAUCCUUUAGUGGGCCACCAACAGAGCCCAGUACCUUUGCUGGAGUGAGAUCAUGCUGACUCGUCCAUAGAGAGCAGACCCUCCUUCAGAAGGUUCUCUUGGGGAAGUAGACUUCGGUUGCCUCCCGUGCAGACCUGUUUGCAUGCAUUCCAAGUAACUUCAUGCUGCAGCAGCAAUGGCUUAGCAAUGGUACUAGGGUUCCUUUACCAAGCCAGGUUAGCUUCCAAAGAGGUCACAACCACAUGGCAAAGCAUCCCAUGGGAUCCAACAGGCUGUGGUGCAUGGAGAUAUUUGUGUGAAAUAGUGUACAUCUCUUGUUCAUUCUCAUAACUUGUCCCCCUCCAAAGUAAACUGCAAGCAUCUUAAUCUACCACAUUGCAUUAUCUUAACUGAUAGCUUGUGGAGAACCCCUGCAUCCCAUGAUGCACCUGUUCCCUGCCCUGCCUUUAAUCUGCCUGUGGGAAUACAGAACUUUAGGCACAAAGAAGUAGUCCUAACAUCUGAAGACAGUGCCAGUGGGAAGUGGUUCCAGAUUUGGGUUGGAAAAAAACAAAACAAACAAAGAAAAAAUCCAAGAGGGCAAAAGGGAUGUCAAGGAACUUACUUCUACUUGAUUAUCUGUCUACAGAAAGGCUGGAAUCAUUCUUUUUAAUAUUAAUAUUUAGAGACAUAUGUCUUACUUAAAUUCUGCCCAUUUUCCCCAACUCUAGCCCUGCUUCAAAGAAUUAAUGUGAGGUAGAAGCAGCCAGGUAAACCUGAAAAAAAAAUCUGAGUACAAAUCUGAGACAGGGACAUCAUUCUCCCAGGAGGAAACCCUUAGUUCAUCUCCCCGGGGUGUCGGGGAGGGGUUGCUUCUCCCAGGGAGCCUGCAUUUGCUUUGUCUUGGUUUUCAACACCCACCUAAGAGCUGGAAGCUUUGGUCUUUUCCUUGAACCCUCCUGGACACCCCGUGAGGCUGUCUUUCACUUUCAUCUCUGCAGAGUUGAAACUGGCAUGUGUGGUUUCAACUCCAAUUGCUGCUCUGAACAUGGGAAACAUAGGACGCAAAUGCCGAGGUGGGUGCCCUAGUGACAGAGCAACGACCCGAGCGAUGACCUCUAGAGGUAGAAGGGCUCCUGAGCUAGAGGCUGGGGUAAGGACCACCACACAGGCCCAGAAAAGAGGCAGAAAACAUGCUCAUCGGGCAGAAACCAGGUCCCAUUUGUCGUGGAUAUCAGCUUAAGCUUGGAGUCUAGAGUCCAGGAAGGAUCACUCGUGCCGUGUGCCGUCAAAAGGACGUACACACUCAGUCUGUGCUUGCUGCACCGGCUACGAGGGGCGUGGACCUCACCUCCCCAGGGACAGCCACCUUCUCUGCUCUUCAUAUUCUCGUGCCCCUCAUUAAUCUGAGCUCACUCAUAAGCCUUCCUGUAAGACUUGUAUUUCGAACCUGCCGUCUGCCCUUGACUUCCUGGUAGAGAAGGUGGGUUGCCAAAAGUCCACCAUUUGCACUGUGCAAACAUGGCCUUUGCUGAUCGGUAAUUGAGCCCAAAGUGAAUGUUUUUUUGGGUUCCUUGUUCCACCAAGAAUUCUAGUCUGUAAAAGAAAUUACUAAGCACCAGUUCCUUCCCAAAUUGAAAACAGAUUUCCGGAAUGUUGUUCUUUCCUUGGACAUAAUACAAAAAUAUUUCCUCCCUUUUAGGGUAGUUUAUCUUUGAAACCCAAAGCCAGUGCCCAUUAGACACAGGUUGAAAAUCCUGUGUUCCACAAGUUGAUGCUGACUAAGACAUCCACUGUCAUUGUCCCUGGAGCCUCCCUGCCACUGCCUAGCAUCAUGGCCGGGCUUUCUGCAUUGAGAGAGGUGCCCUCAGUGCUAACACAUGUGUGACAGCACCGCAGGGGAGGGGUCGGCACGGCUCGCUCUUCUCCAUGCCAAGUUAAACUGCUGAGGGCAAGUUUCACAGACAUGGGUCUACUCUAUUUUUUUCUGUUUUUUUGAAGUGAUAGAAACACAGUGUUCUUUUAUAUUAUACAGAGUACCACUCCCCUCUUCUGAACAAAUGUCUGUAACCACUUUACAACAUUACACAGCUGUUUGUAAAACAAUGCAUAAACUGCAUCCUUUAGCAAUCUCCUAGUGUGUCAUCCGGAACAUACCCUGAAAUGACAAAUUCUGCAUUAUUUUCAUAAGAGUAAAAGCAGAAUUCUAACACAAGAAACUCUUAAAUCCAAUAUAUCCUCUCCAAAAAAAAGUUUUUUGAAAAAUCCUGCGAGUUAAUUUAUUGGUCCCUAAACACAUUCUACUUAGGGGUGGACCUAUUCGAAACCUGAGCUGAUGUCACAACAGUGUGGCACUGUGGGUAGGCCCAAGCCUAACAUUCUCCACAUACAGCAAUUCCGGGUGCCACAGUUGUGGGAGUGAGCGUUUCGAUCCCAGAGUCAUGCAUUUGUUCUAUGCACACUUAGAAUGACCUUUCCCCAAGGAGUCUUCCCAUCUCUGUUCCCCACAGCCAGGCUUGACUUACAGAGACAUUCCCACUGACUUACAACCUCAGAACGCUGUCCUGUAGCACCGCUUGCAUUUCUGGAUCUCUUUACGCAUCGUGUUCAAGAAUGCCCUCCACGUGCUCUGUCGCGGUGUGUGCUUGCUCCAUCUCUGUCUUUCUCUUCUGUUUUCUUUACUCCAGCAAAGUCUAUUGGCAGCGUCCUGGGCCAGGGAAGGGAGGAUGGAUACCGACGGGGGUGGGGAUCUCCUCCUCCGACUGCAGAGCUGUGCUUGGCUGGCUCUCUGAGACAAAGUUCUUCCUUCCCAGUUGGCAUGGUGGUGAAGUCGGGAAGCGGGUUCCAUGGACCUCAGUAGCAGAGGAUCCAGCCUCCUCCAGCUGGGUCUCCACACAGCCCCUGAGGAAAGUCCUGACAGUGUUAACUUCUACCCAUCCCCAAGAUCCCCAAGAGGUCCUGGCCUUGGAUAGAUGUUGUAGCUAUCUGUUUGUUAAAGAAACCAAAGCACUUUAGUGAGUCUUACAACCUGUAAUACUUAUGGCAUGUGUCCCCUCGCUGGAUCUCUGAGAGGCAGAGAGGGGAUUGGGCCAGUAGUCUCAUUUGAGAGGCAGCUAGAAUGAGGAGGGAAACCCUGGAGCUAGGAGGCAGGGAGCCGGGGCCGCAGCUGGUGCUGUCACUAGCAUAAACCUUGGGUGGGCUGCUGCAUUUUGCUGGGCCUCGGGUCCCCUGUAGACAGUGUGUCGGGGAGUCAUAAAAGCUGCCCUCCUGGGCUAGUAUAAAAGGAAAGGAACUGUGUAAUUGGUGGGACACGGUUUGAAGAAAUGAGACGCUCUCUCCAGGGUAGGGGGGAUCAUAUAUAGAUGAAGAAACUGACAUCAAUGGUCACUAACGGGCCCAGUCCACAGAAGGGUCUCAUAGCAGGUCUGGGACAUGAGCCCAGACACCUGGGCUCUCUCUUAGACCACCUUGCACCCAGAGUGUGUACACGAUCACACGACGCUCCUCUGUGCCAGUAUGUGGACAUUAUGGGUGUGUCUGUACAGAGGGUGUGUAACACAGACGAACAGCAUAAGACAAAGGCCCCGAGGCUAAUUCUGUUUUCAACAGUAGACCUACCUGUUGCCUGCGACACAAGCAACUCUUCCGGAACUCGGAUUUUCUAAGUUGUAAAAUGAGGACAUUGUGGUACAAGGUCUUUGCGGUUCUUCCAGCUCUGACUAUGAGAAUCCACGAUGAGUGAUGUAUGUAUGUAUAUAUCGAUAUGCUUAUCUGUAGAAAUGGGCCCACUGGGAAAUUGGAGACAGGCCUGCCUAAGUACAUUGAUGGUGUCAGAAUCGGCAACUUCACAAGUCCAUGAGCCUUCGUUUUAAAAGUCGAUGGUGGCAUUUAUAGUCAUUGUUUCAAAGUCACUGUUUACCUGGAUAGAGGAUUGGUGCUGUUUUAGAAAUUAAGUUCUUAGCUCGCAAGUGUUUGCUGUUAAUUUUUUAAACACAGUUAUUUGUUCAAUAGUCAAAAUUUUAACUCUUCUGCCUUGGGCAGGUCCCCAAUAGCCCGUUUGCAGGCUGGGUUUUUGUGUAUGGGCUUUUACAUAACUAUCUAAAAUUUAGCUGUUGGCUUGAUCAUGGUAAAUAUGAACAGAUUGCCUGGAGAACAGUCCAGAAAAGAAUUGAAUUCUAUAGUUCUCAUCAGCUGGUGACAUGAAAAUCAUUAAGCUAUGUGCGAUUUCCUGGUGUGAAGAUGUUGUUUGCUGGCUACGGUCUCUGACUUUGUGGCAUAUGAAGUAUAAAAUGUUGUAAAAAAAAAAUCUGGUGUUUAAAAGAAUCAAACUAUGGUGGCAUUAAAUGUUCACUUUUAUCUA
Mesocricetus auratus (golden hamster) is the source of this 13836-nucleotide messenger RNA. RefSeq names its product kinesin family member 26B (gene Kif26b). NCBI's taxonomy places the organism in Eukaryota, Metazoa, Chordata, Mammalia, Rodentia, Cricetidae. The transcript is spliced from 15 exons. Gene Ontology annotation, biological process: microtubule-based movement. Gene Ontology annotation, molecular function: microtubule motor activity; microtubule binding; ATP binding. The record is from RefSeq and is a predicted model, not a curated record. The coding region runs from base 901 to 7245 and encodes 2114 amino acids.